Cladocopium goreaui is the source of this 3693-nucleotide messenger RNA. Lineage: Eukaryota; Dinophyceae; Suessiales; Symbiodiniaceae. The record is from the annotation of a GenBank genome assembly.
AUGCCGAAGUGGCAAGGCGGGGAUGGUAGCAAUGGCAACUGGCAGGAGGAUCAGCUGUCAGCUGCGGUCACCCAGGCCUUGGAGCCGAUCCUUCCACAGGAAACCGAAUGGGACCAGGCCAAACUUGAGAAGAGGGUGAAGCAGUACUUCCGCAAUGCAGCAAAAAACCUGGAAUUCCAUGUGAAGCCAUGGCAAGAACUCGUCGAGGAAUAUGCCGACCACGUUUUUGCCUCUCUCUUUCAGGCAUUGAAGGAGCGACCAUGGCUGAUGCAGGUGGAUUUCCUGAUGGUGGUCGAUGCUGGAGUGAAGGAGCUCUUUCCGCCCUACAUCCUGCAGCAUGUGCCGCAGGUGGUCUUUGAGCAGCAGGUUCUAAGUGCCCACGAUAGAGCCUUUGAGGAGCAACGCUUUGCUCCGAUGCUGUGGGAUACGCUCUUCGAGAGGAUCGAAGACAAGCAACAGAAGACCCGAAUUUACAAUGCCAUGGAGGCAGCCAGAAAAGAAGCUGCUACAGUGACCGGCGAGGGAAAUCCAGUGGAGGAUUUUGUGAAGGCUUGGGUGGCCUGUUCCUUGAGGGAGGUGCAGUCCCAAUGCAACUUACCACUGGAGCAAGCUCUUCCGUCAGACCUCUGCCGGGACAUUUUCCAUGCCCUUUUUGAGGCUGGUGCUUUGCCUCUGCCAUUGACGCAGGAAGGCCAACCACCAGAUGGCCUCAUCAUCAUAGAUCAGGCGAUCGAGGAUGGCUACGCAGGGACCCUGCCAGUGCCUCCAGCACCUGAGAAACCCAAGAGCGCAGGAAAAAGCAAGGCAUCACCAGGAAACGCAUACCGUGCGCCCUCCAGUAAUGUCUACAAGGAGCCUCGAGUUGCGCCCAGCGUUGCCUAUGGCAAUACCUUCAGCCAGGGCAAGGGCGGCAAGGGCGGCAAGGGCGGCACGGGCGCCCUGCGCCCAGCCACGUUCAAGGGAUUUGCCCCGGCGAAGGCUGCAGGGCCCAAAGGUGGCACGUUCAAUACCUUCAGUCAAAAGAGACCGCUGGAGCAGAGCUUCGAACCCAGCGGUGGAGGAGGAAAAGCCAAUGGCGGAAAGUUUGCUCCGGCGAAGUGGCAGAAAACACAACAGCUACCAAAUUUGGCGAUGGGGAAUACUCUAUGCACACAGAUGGAAGAUUGCCUGGGCGACAGCAACAGCGCCCUGGUCCAGCACUUGGACAACAAUGUCCCUGGUGAUAUUUAUUGCACCGCCUGCUGGGCCGUCUUUGCCGACGCGGAUGAGUCGCUGGACGUCUCGGAUGCCCAGGGGACCUGUCCAUGGGGCAUGGUAAACGUAGCUGGCUGCAACAGAUGGGACAAAGCCCAUUUCAACACCUGGCUGUACUGGAGUGGAGUGAGUGGCAACACCAACCACACCGCGGAGUCAAACGCAAAUGCUUCGGUGGAACUUCUGGAGGUCAUGCCUCACGUGUUUGGCUGCAACGUCAGAGACCUCAGAAGGCUCAUCUUCCUAGCACAAGAUCCGUUGGCCAACUGCGAAGCAAGCUGGUCAAGGGCUAUCGCAGAUAGUGCUGGAGCCAACUCAGUGCAUCAUUGUUGCCCCUCGCGCGGAGGAGUAGGUCUGGAUGCCUGGUACAGCAUCGUCUACCGAAGUUGUUGGUCCGACAUCCGCUCCGUGGCCUUGCAGCAGGGCAUUACGCUCUGCGCGCCGUCGCUGCCGGCCGAGGCACUCCUGCCAACCACCGAGGCGCAGGUCCCGGUGUCUGUUCCUUCAGAGGCAGAUGAGAAGCCCGUGUGUGGCAGGUUGCCGGUGGUUCCCGUGUGGGGGACCGUGCUGGAAACCAAAGGAACCAUUUGGUCUGGCACUCGUGAGGUGAAAGCUUGGGAUUAUCAGUUGCACGACACCAAUUGCCGGAUGGGUGUGCGCGAAACCUGGCACAUCGAGCGAUGCUUACAAGGUACGUGGCUGGUGCUCCUGGGAGCGUCCCAAAGCUCGGUGUGGCUGCAGCAAUUGGCCAACACCUUGGUGCCGGGUGCCUUCAACGCCAACCGGGACAACUUCAUCACCGAUGGAGUCUACCUACAACUGAUGGACCUCAUCUUGGAAGAUGGGAAGAUCGUGCACAAGACCAUAGUCUUCACUGGAGACAAGACCCAUCUCAAUCGUCACAAAGGUGUCCAUUCUCAGGCCAGAGACAGUGCAGAGCUGCCCUUUGUCUUUGCCAAAUUGGCAUUGGCUCCUGAGUUUACUGGAAAACAGAUUCGCAUCACCAACUUACUGGCGGAGUAUUGGGAUGAAGCCAAUUUGGGUCUCCUUGCCAUUGAGGGCAUGACCGAAGUUAGCCAUGGCGGCCAUGGCCACGGCGUCAGCACGGCGCCGUCUGAAGAUCAGAUGGCCUGGGCUCGAAGCGUUUUGCUAAGCAACGAGCCACCACCAGGGCUAGGUGAGAAGCCCAAAGAAGGCCUCUCUGCUUCAACUCCCAUCUUUGAAAGCUCGGCAAAGCCGAGAGUGGCAGCGAAAGCCAAGGCAAGCACUGGAAGUACAAGAGCUGCUGGCAGCUUUGAAGAGGACCCCGAGGAUCGUGGUGUGGGCUCCGAUGACUUGGAAGGCCAUGGCAUCUGCCGCUGCUGCGAUGCGGGCCACGGCAUGUGGUCCUUGGGACCCAGGGUGAAACAGCAAGGAGCUUGGUCCUGGUUCAGCUGUGGACGAGAGCCCACGGAUGCGGAGGUGGAGAAGAUGGUGAAGGCUGCAGAAGUGGCGGUGAUUCUCAAUGUCUAUGCCCUGGGAAAUGUACAGGUGGCUCGGACCUUGCAGCCAGCCACCCGCAGCAUUCUCUCUGGUGGUGUCCACGUGGCCGUGGAGAUUUGUGGCACUGAAUGGUCCUAUGGCUGGAGUGGCACGGACGAGAUCGGCAUCUUUUCCCACGAGCCGCGGAAGUGUCCGCAGCAUCGCUUUGUGCAAGCGAUUUACCUGGGAGAUUGUAAGAAAACACCACAGGAGAUCUGUGCGAUCUUAACGAAGAUGCAGCCUGAGUGGCCUGCGAAGGUCUAUGACAUUUUCAGCAAGAGCAGUUGGCAUUUUGCGAUGGCAUUGGUCCACAAACUGGGCGUGGGCACAUUGCCCAGUGGCUUGAAUCGCCUUGGACGUCAGGGGCCCAUUGAGGACUCGGCCAAGGCUGAGCUACGUCGCACACAGCAGAUACCCAGUGAGUACCGGAACAGCUUCCAAAAAGGGAUAGCCAAAUUGUCUGGACCACUGGAGUAGAUGCCUGGAUGCCUAUGCUUAGGUGCUCAGUGCACAGCCAAUUGUUUUAACUGGAUGUUUCCCCACGAGAGUUGCCAUUUAAAGGGCUGGUUCCAGAUGUGAGGACAAAAUGGUAACGUCUAUAGCAAGUAGAUUUGGGAGAACGGGGCAGCCAAUCGCCCAGAUGCUGUGCUUAGCUUAGAUGCAAGGUGCCACUAAGCUCCCAACGAACAUCCAUGUCCAGAUGAAAUUUUAGUCUGUAAAUGCUGCAUGUAUCUUCGGAUCUUCUGAUUUUAGGACGCCGGUUGCCUUGAGUAUGUCUAUCAUUGUCUAUCCAGUGUUUCCAACAUUGGUUUGGUUCCAUCCUGGUCUUGACCCUCAGCUGUGGCAAGAUGCUGUGGCUUUCAGGGUCCGCUUUCAAUGUGCGCAAAAAAGACCUCUGACAGAAGCACCGGAGAUCGG